Paramecium sonneborni is the source of this 1249-nucleotide messenger RNA. NCBI's taxonomy places the organism in Eukaryota, Ciliophora, Oligohymenophorea, Peniculida, Parameciidae. The record is from the annotation of a GenBank genome assembly.
AAUAAAUAUGUAGAAAUAAUUUGACUUAUAAUUAUUUAGUGGUGCCAUAAUAUAAUUGAGACAUUUUAGAACGAAUGAAUACCUCUUUUCAAACCAAAUUAAAUUAGUAAGUGGGUAAGAGGAAUUAUUAAAUAUAAAUUAGAUCUAAAGAAACAAUGUUGGGAUGCACAAAAAACUCAUAUUAAGAAGGGACAAAAUUUGAAAUCCAUUUAGCAUAUACAGAUUUUGGUAAUAUGCUAUAUCAACCCAUACGAUAUGGAGACCUUGUUUAUUUAAAAUAAUUGGAUAAAAUUAUAACAAUGUAAGAAGUUUAAUAAUUGUAGAAAUAUAAAUAACAAGUCCUAAACUACGAAUUAAAAGGAAGCAAUUUUAUUAGAUAAAAAAUAUGAAAUUAUGGGUAAUCAGAUUUUUGUAAUAACUCCAUCUGAAAUUUGGGAAGGUUCUAUAUUAAAAAUAAGAGAAUAAACAAUAGAGUAGGCUUCUAUAAUAAGAUUGAUUAAUGUCUCUUCUAAUUUUUCAUUACAUUCACAUACAAAUUAUUAUAAAUAAAAAGAUUUGUUGGAUUGUAGAGAAGUUACUGGAUAUUAAGAAAGAGAUUAAAAUGAUGAUUGGUUUGUAAACAUACAUGAAAUUAAUUUAAUAAAUGGAAUGAUUCAUAUAUUACCUAGAUUUGCCAAACCUAUAUUUCAUGGAAGUUUAGUAAUAAUUCGGAAUGCAUUUUUGGGAACAGCUUUAAAUUCUCAUUCUAUUUUGUUAAAAUCAAAAAAAUAAGAAGUUACGACAAAUUCUGUUAUACCUAGAGUAUGUAAGAAUAUUUUUAAAUAUUCAAGCUAAUGAGCUAUGGGAAGUUGUUCUUAUGAAAAAUGAAGGAUAAAGAAAAUGUUCUAUUGAAGUUUAAUUAUUUUAUGGAUAAAAGUUUUCUCUUUUACAUUCAAACACAAAUUAAUUUCUAAAAUAUAAUUAAGGAUAAACUAAUAAUGAUAAAACAUUUUAAAUUUGUUGUUCAGAUGAAGAUUUAUUUUUAGAAGAAUGGUCAAUUAUACCAUUAUCUUAAUAACAAAGUGGUGCAGUUUUUUGUAAUGACCUUUUUUUAAUUUAAAAUAACUUUUGUCAAUAGUAUUUAACUUCAAUUGCUGAAUCAUCUUACAUUACUAAAUAAUAAUAUAAAACAUUUUUAACUUAGUAACCAAAAAAUGCCUCUGUAUGGACAAUAGAAGCUAUUUUGAAUAAUAAACAAAAUUAUUCAUGA